Messenger RNA from Rattus norvegicus (Norway rat), 9458 nucleotides. RefSeq names its product B and T lymphocyte associated (gene Btla). Gene Ontology annotation, molecular function: signaling receptor activity. NCBI's taxonomy places the organism in Eukaryota, Metazoa, Chordata, Mammalia, Rodentia, Muridae. The record is from RefSeq and is a predicted model, not a curated record. Gene Ontology annotation, biological process: immune response-regulating cell surface receptor signaling pathway. Gene Ontology annotation, cellular component: plasma membrane.
CCUGUUGUGAAAAAUGUUACCUGUUGAACAAAGAGUGAAGGAACAUUGAAUGAAAUAUUGUAUGCUGGAUAUUAGCACAAUAGCUCAAUAUCACUGCACUGAGAGAUGCUAAGACAGGGUCACGCAUGCAAGGGUUCCAUGGUAGGGAAAUUUCUGUGAGGAAGAAAUGGGAAGUAGCAAGACUAUCCAAUCACAGGGCAAGGUAAUUUGAGGCAAAGAAAAGUAGGAAGUAGUGUGAGUAUAGGGAUGCAAGACCACCAUGCAAACAGCCUUGUCAAGUCACCUUUGUUGUGCUCGGCACAACACAAUGAAAGCAUCUUUGUUGUGCUUAGCACAAAGGCUGUGAUGAGUUGUCAGGGUCCAGAGACUUAAACCCCCUGCUCAAUUACCGUCCUUAUCAUUGAUACAUUUUCUCCCUAUUUCUUCUUUUUCUCCUCCUCCUCCUCCUCCUCCCCCUCCUCCUCCCGCUCCUUCUCCUCUUUCUUCUCUACCUCCUCCUCUUCCCCUACCCCUCUUCUUUCUUCUUCCUCCUCCUCCUUCCUCCUUCCUCCUUCCUCUUCCUCUUCUUUCUCUCUUCUUCCUCCUCCUAUUCCUUCUUCCUCCUCCUCCAUCUCUUCCUCCUAUUUCUGAGACAGCCCAGGCAGCCCUUGAAUUUAGAUUCUCUUGCCUCAGUACCUCAAGUCCUGGGAUUACAGGUCUUUACCACCAAUCCAGGCUUCAGUUUAUUUUAUGCCAACAGUAAGACAUGCUUUUACCUUAGAAAGUAAGUGACGUUGUAGCUGAAUCUAGAACUCUGAUUAUGAAAUGUGAAGUAUGGUACACAAGUUUACAAAACUGACUGAAAAGGAUUUUUGCAAACAAAAAAAGUAUAAUCUUUAAUAUAUUUAAACCAGUCCUGUGAAAACUUCCUUUUGCAAGGUUUUCUUCACAGAAUAAUUUCAUAGCUUCAGACCCUAGUAUUUUACUGAGAUCUUAAAGUUAAGCCAUGUCAAAGUAUGUGUAUAUCCAUAAGAGAUGAAGAAGUAUGCAAAUCAGUCCUAAUGUUGGUUUCUCAAGGGGAGCAAUAAAAUAAAGAUUUACAACGAUGAGGUGUGUGUGUGUGUGUGUGUGUGUGUGUGUGUGGUGGAGGGAGAGAAUAUGAGGAGAGACAGCUGGAAUUGGGGAGUUCUUGGGGGAGGGGUGGAAACAUAGUGCAGUGGAAACUUUUUAGAAUAUGACAGUUACCUUAUUGAGGACGCCUAGUAAAAAUGGAGGAUACCAAAUCUGAAAUGGUCAUCUUUCGUAGCAAGGCAAGGCUUCUAGUAGUGGCACUGGGAUGCACUCAGUUGAGAUGUUGGCUGAGAGGAACCUAUGGAGAUCCCUAAACAACCUAGGCUGAUGUUAGAUAAAAGGUUGCUCCCUGAAUACUGACAGAAGCAGCAUUGCUGAGGACAGCUUCUACGGGACUCAUUAAACAGGAAGAAACAUAAAAGGGUCAAUUUGGUACCUGUAUGGACCUUUCAUUUCUAUGUUCUAGUCUCUUUGUAUGGAGAGGUACUCUACAGGUUACAGAAAGAGAAACUUGGACAUCAAUCAACUCAGUCACAAAAAUUUCAACCUACAAUCUGUCCUGCAUAGAACUUAUGGGAAUGGCCAACCAAUGUUCAGUUUAACUUGAAGCCCAUGCCAUGAUCCAUGAGAGGGAGUCCUUGUCUUACACUGCCUGGAUAUCCAAGAGCCAGGGACUGGAGAGCCCAGAGACCAAAGGUAAAACCAAAUAGAACUGGCAAAAACAAACAAACAAACCAAAAAACAAAACAAGAACAACAACAACAAAGAAUCAAUGAAAGGAUUCCUAACGAUACUCUGCUAUACUCAUAGAUGGAUACUCUGUCCAGUACAUAGAUGGGUAAUCUGUCAUCAGACAUCAGAGAGGCUUCCUUCGGCAGCAGACAGUAGUGGGUGCAGAGACCCACAGCUAGACAUUAGGAUAGAGUCUAAAUUAGUCCCUCCCCUUGGAGAUCGGUGAAUCUCUUGCCAGAGUAGGAAGAAAAUGUAUAGGCGUUAGAGAGGAUGGAGGACAUCAGAGCAAAGUAGACCUUUGAAUCAGUUAAGCAGGGCUCGCAGAGACUGAAGCAGCAAGCAAGGUGCCUGUAUGGAUCUGAACCAAAUCCUCUGCUUAGUGUUUUUGCGGGACUCUUAACAAUAGAAACAGGAAUGUUUCCUUUGCCUGCUAUUGGGGCUCUUUCCCUCCUGUUGUUCACCUUGAUAUGAGGGCCUUUGCCCUGUCUUACGGUAUCUUGUUAUGCCAUGUUGGGCUGAUAGCUUUGGGAGGCCUGUUCUUUUCUGAAGAGGAAACAGAGGGGGAGUGAAUCUGGGGAGAGGAGAGGUGGAGGAAGGAACUGGAAGAUGAGGGAGGAGAAACUAUAGUUGGGAUGCAUGGUAUGAGGAAAGGAUCUAUUUUCAAUGAAAAAGUUGGUUUUUCUUAAAAUCAAUGUUCGAUGAUAUUUGAUUAAAAAAAAGGAAAGCAUAUAACAAAUACACUUUACACACAUGCAUAGGUUGUAAGAGAGCAGGUAUUAAGAUGAAUAGGGAUCCAUACCUGUGCAAAGAGAGAGGGGAAGCAGGACUGGGGACAGGGAGAAAUGAAAGUGUGCUGCAGGCCUGACACCCUUGGCCCAUUCUUGAUUCCAGAUCAACAACUUCCCAGCAGCAUCCCACGUUGGGUGAAAAGAGCAAAUGCUUUACAACUUUCCUUGGUCCACUGUUGCAGGCAGCAUAUCGGGAACAGCAGGGCCUUAGGAUAGGGUGGUUCUCAAUGGAGAACAUGCCGAGGGAGUUAACCUCUGGGGCUUGUGUCAACCGCUACUCCCAAGGCUAGCAGUAAACCUCUGUAGAGAGCAAUGUGAGGGGCAUAUCUGGGUCUACUUUGGGUUUAAAAAAAAACCAUAAGAACCAGCGAGUAUCAUAUAUGUGAUGCCACAUCUCAAAGGUUCACCACUUCUACCAGUCAAUCAGUUUCUAGUUAUCCUUUUAAUCCAAUUCAUCAGAACUGUGUUUGCAUAUUUUUCAAAAUAGGACCCUCUGGCCAUAUCUCUGUGGAAUCUGAAUUCAGUAGGCUGAGGGCAGGAUCUAGGAUUCUUAGUCAUUUUGUAGCAUGUAUUCUGGCUGGUUGUAUAGGUGACAGGGCUAGCAGUAACAUUAGUGAGGAAAGCACAUGCAUUAGCAUAGCAGUGGGUUUAGAUGUGAAUUGGUACUUCUGGAAGAAGCUACGGAAUAUUAUUUGGUACUCAAGGGAUUAAAAAUUCAGGACUAAGGAGUGUUUGAUUAUGUCUAACAUUGUUGUAUCUAAGUUUGUGACUGCUGCUCUUCUGAUCACCUGAAGAAAAUAUUACAGGAAAUAAAGUUGCUUUAUGAUUCAAGAAAGUGACAGAGUCAGCAAGUGAGUGAAAUAAUUUGCUAUGCAAGUAACUCUUGGGUUUUUUGUAAAGGUAAUUUGCAUUUUUUCCAAAUUCUAUUUUACUUUUUGUCAUUCAACACAAAACUGGCAAUGGACAUGUGUUUUUAAAACUGUCCCUAGCAUACAAAGAAAGCAUUUCUAAGAGUGCAGUAAACUCAUUAAAUUUGCACAUUGACAUGGAAAGUACAAGUUUUAGAUCAAGCAGUAAAUGACUAUAAUGGGAUGGUUGGAGAUUUAAAAAAGAAAAACACCUAGCUACUGAAUAAGUUAUAAACACAAAAGCAAGACAGAUUUACCACUGAGCAAUGCAUUUUUGAAUCCGACUUCUUUCACUUCUUUACCAGAAUAAAGUCAAGAGUAAGAAUCUGGGUCAAAGUCUUGGCCAAUGGCGCUCCCAGCACUUGGGGGGAUAAAUAGUCACAUAGACUGGUAAAAUACCAGCAUGGACAUCACUUACAAUUCAUUAAAUGUUUUAUAAGAUUGUUCCAAAUGUUAUCUACUUAGUAUGGAUUCCUUUAUAUGAAAAGAAAAUCAUGAGACUGGGAAGAUGGCUUGGUCAAGGUCAGUAAAACCCUUCCUGUGCGAGCCUGAGGGCCUGAGUUUAGAUCCCUUGCAGAACAUAAAAGGCCAGGUAUGGUAGCACCUAUUUGUAAUUCCACUGCUGGGGGUGAAGGACAGAUAGUGAUUCCUGGAGCUCAUGACCAGUUUCUCUUGUCAAAUGGAUGAGCUUCUGGUUCAGUGAAAGACACUGUGUAAAAAACAUAAGGGGCAGAAUCAUUGAGAAAGACGUCUGGCCCCAGCAGAAGGCACACAGCAUGUUCAUCUACCGACAUACACAUUUACAUACACCCACACGCACCAAAAGAAGAAGGAAGAGGAGGAGAAAGAAGAACGGGGAGAGGAGUGAAGGAGGAGGAAGAGGAGGAGGGAGGAGGGGAGAGGAAAACAACCACCAGAGAACUGUGAAGGUCUGAAGCUGACAGAGUUUACUUGUGGUUCGGAUGGUAUCUCAAGCUUUAGGAAGGGUGAUUCAAGGUUUUUCUUCGAAACCCCUCAGGCCAUUUUAGAGGUACAUUGAGCCUUGCUUCAACUGCCAACAGGACUUUUGCAUACCAUACUGAUCAGGGAAGGGGAAUGAGUUGUAUACAAUGAACCAUGAGCAGGGUGCCUCCUUGGUCAGCAGUGCAGAUUCUAGAAGCUCAGCAGACUGACUGUAUCACCUGGCGUGCCAGGGGUACGUUGCUAUUUGCACUGGUUGGCUGAGUUCCUUAAAUUCAGGAGCAGUGUUUAUUCAUGUUGGUAUUCCAGCCACUAUGGCUUAUCUGUUUGAAGGAAUAACUACACAGUUGGCAUUCCCUCUAGGCUCCGCCCCUGUUACCUGGCAACAGCAAGGUGUGCCUGAUUCCCUAUAAAAGAGGAUGUUUGCUCCCUCCUCACUCUCCUCUUCCUUCUCUGUCUCUUCUCUCCCCAUUCCCCUCCCCCCUCUCUCUCCAUGUGUUCUUGGUGGGCCCCUAUUCCUCUCCCUCUCCCUUCCCCCUCCCUUUCCCUCUCCCCCUCCCUCAACUUUUCCCUUUCCCUCCCCUUCCCUUUCCCUCUCCUCCUCCCUUUCCUCCUCCUCCUCCCCCUUCUCCCUCUCUCUGCCUUUCUCUGUCUCUACUCCCCCAACUCCCCUCCCCAUGCCCUAAAUAAACUCUAUUCUAUACUAUACUGCAGUAGUGUGGCUGGUACUUCAGGGGGAAGGGAUGCCUCAGCAUGGGUCCCCCAGAGGCACCCCUUCCAUACCGUGCAUCCACCAAACACAUCUCUGGUUUCUUUUCCUUUUUUUUUUUUAAUAAAACACAACAUACACUAACUGGAGUUUGGCCUUGGAAGGAUACUGAUGGACGUAUCAUCAGCCUCUGAGGGACAAAAAAACUCUCAAUUUCAUGCAAUGAGUAAAAAUGCACAGGUGCCAACCCUUCAUCAGGAGUUACCGAGUUCCUGUUGUGAUAAGCUAGUGAUUAAAUGUGAGCUGCGAGCCGCAGCCCCUCACAACCCUGAGCUAUCCAAUUCUGAACUUUUCCCAUUUCUUACUUUACUGCUUUAUCUAGACAACAACCACAUAAAACAUAUGGAAAAUGAAAGUUUCCUUUAAUUGGUAUUCAAGAUCUCAUUUUGCUUAGAACUUUAAUAUUUAGGAAGAACACAUAGCCAGUACUAACGGUGAGCCUGUUCUGCUGAUAGGCAUCUACAGUCUGAAGGAGGAGGCCCUCCCCUCCUCUGUGGAUGAAAUGUACCCUGUCAGUCAUUUUCUCCAUCACGUCAGCUAAGCCUUCAUUGGUUUCAUGACAAAAAAUGUUCUCAUCUUACUGUGCCAUGGUGGGACCAUGGGGGGAGGGUUGUAAGAUACGUUACACUGAUGAAGAAUAAUAAUCAUAAUCUACGAAAAUGGAAAAUGUAUGCUCACCACAGGUACUUUUAGUAUAAAUUCCUUGACCCUGAUUUGAUCAAAAUCUAAACCUAAAGACUGUAACAAUUUAGAUUUUUUUUUUUAAGUUUAAUUGUUCACUUUGAGAAAAACCUCAAGGUUAUGCAAGAACGGUGGCAGAGCGGAAGCAAGGAGCCAGCUGCUCUGCACAUCAGAGGGCUUGAAAGAGAACAGCAGAUUGGAUCAGAAACAAAGCCACAGCGGGCCUCUCGCUUUCACAAAUCCUUCAGGCUGCUCAUACUGUCCUCUCCCACCAGGUCUCCUGAUUUUAUUUUAUUUUAAUUAAUUAAUUUUUCCCCUAAGAUUCUGCUAGGGUGAAUAAUAUGACCCAGCUCUGAAGAUCUCCAGGGAGGAAGAGGAAGCCUUCUACUUGAAGAGUUUCCUCUUACCUGACAUUGGCUGGGAAUGAAAACACUGCCUGCCAUGCUUGUCACUCCCCGGUCCUUUAGGGAAUUCUUCAUCCUUCUUCUGGGCCUCUGGAGCAUCCUUUGUAAGGAACCUACUAAGAGGAUCGGUGAAGAAUGCAGAGUGCAACUUAAAAUUAAGAGGAAUUCUAGCCGCUCUGCCUGGACAGGAGAGUUAUUUAAAAUUGAAUGUCCUGUGACAUACUGUGUUCACAGACCUAAUGUGACUUGGUGUAAGCACAAUGGAACAAGAUGUGUACCCCUUGAGGUUGGACCCCAGCUGCACACUAGUUGGGUUGAAAAUGACCAGGCUUCAGCUUUUGUUCUCUAUUUUGAACCAAUACAUCUCAGUGAUGACGGGGUAUAUACCUGUUCUGCGAACUUGAAUUCUGAGGUUAUUAAUAGCCACUCAGUAGUCAUCCAUGUGACAGAAAGGACUCAAAACUGUUCAGAACACCCUCUAAUAACAUCUGACAUCCCAAAUGCUACCAAUGCCUCAGGACCAUCUACCAUGGAAGAGAGGCCAGGCAGGACCUGGCUGCUUUACGCCUUGCUUCCCUUGGGGACAUCGCUUCUGCUCCUUGCCUGUGUCUGCCUGCUCUGCUUUCUGAGAAGGAUCCAAGGGAAAGAAAAGAAGCCUUCUGACUUAGCAGGAAGAGAAAGGGAAACUAACUUGGUUGAUAUUCCAGUGAGUUCCAGGACAAACUCCCAAAUACUGACAUCAGAAACUGGAAUUUAUGACAAUGACCCCUGGUCCAGUAGGCUGGGAGAAUCUGAAUCAACCAUUAGCUCACAAUUGGAGGGAAACAAACAGGGCAUUGUUUAUGCCUCUCUGAACCAUUGUGUUAUUGGAAGGACCCCAAGACAGGCAAGCAAGAUUCAGGAGGCACCCACAGAAUAUGCAUCCAUUUGUGUGAGAAGUUAAACCGGCCGCUGACCCAGUCGGUGGGCACUGCACGAGUGCAUGUCAAUACCUCAGUCUGUCAAAUAACCUUCAACCUGGGAAUUUUCAAUUAAGAUGCCUUGUGCUGGUGCUGUGUCUUAAAGGUCCAUGAAAUAUUUAGUUAAAAUUUCUCUGAAAACCUGAAGAGUUUUGUACAAGAGCCUUGAACAACAGACUCUUCUUUGGGAAAACUCAUAUUACAAAUAGCUAAAUAAUAGGAUAGUUAAAAUUGAUCAUGUCUUACCCAAUGUGUGAAUUCAAUAUUUUCUUUGGAACUACCACGGAGACUUACAGGGAAGAAAGAAGAGUGUUAUUUGGAUCUGUUCACUACACAGUCUAGAAAAAGAAUGGUCCAAUUUGACUAAUCAUAAAUACAGAAAUGAUUGUAUGUUCUCAGUCUGUCAUAAGGAGACAAUUUCCCAUGCCCAUCUAUAGAUAGUGUUUUAUAAUUUUUUAAUGGAAAAGAAAGUUAUCUUGGACUCAAUUCAGUAAAAGAUUAGAAAGGGUAAUUAGUACAAUGCAGAUAUAGAAUAUGUCAAAUAGAUGUGGGGUCAAGCUUUAUUAUCCCCACCGAUGAGAUGUUCAUCUUCACCCGGCUUGAUUGAGAAAGUAAGGUAGUAAAGGGUUCAUCAGUAUAUAUGAGUGCAUUUGUAAUCAAGGAAUGUACAUGAAUGUGAUUCAAUGCUGCUGAACUAAUACAGAUGGGUCUAUGAACAAGAGUCUAUGAGCAUAGAUAUUAUCAAUUGAGACUGAACUUUUAACCCACUUUUUGUUUUACCUGAGAACACACUCAAAGGACAAUUUAUGAAAGGAACAUCUGGAAUAUUGAGUUGAUCAGUAGGGGUUGGCAUACAAUCAUGAACGUCUGUUUCUUGAUUCUUAUGAAGUGAGUCAGGAUGAAGCAUUUGUAAUGAGGUACGGCAUAUGGAGAUCAUUCAGGUUUAAAUUCUGACAUUGCAGCUGCUCAGGAAGAUGAUUAAAAUUUUCAGGUGUUCUGAAUUUUCAGAUUGAGUCUAAUUACUUAAAAAUAGCUCAGACUUUUAUUCAUCAGCUUGAGGCUUGAGUUCUCAGACCCCGAAAUAUGUCGUAGUCUUAGUAUACAGCCGAUUGUGGCAUGAGUUUGAAGCCACUGGAUCAAACACGUGAACUAUUGAAUGAGUGAAUGUGGUCUAUGUAAUUGCAUGCAUAUAUGCGGGUGUGCCUGUGUGUGUGUGUGCUAGCAUGCAAAUGCAAGAUGUGACUUCCGGAAAUGAGACAAGAGAAACGAGUUGUAUUGCCAUUCUAUUUUUAGUCUGCUUAGAAGGUGCAAAGCACUGAGGGAAAUUAGUCAUUUGUAGAAAAUACAUGUGGAAUGGUGAGAAUGGGAGGGAGGUGAGAAUGGGAGGGAGUUGAGAAUGUGUCCAUAAAAAGGGAAUAAAGAGGCCUAACUACACAGCUUUUUUUUUCACCUCCUGCUCACCUCAGGUUUCAGUUCUCUAAAUUUGAGACAACGGUGUUUUCAGACACUGUUGUAACCAAUUCUAGUGAAGGUUGUUCAGGCAGGUGCACUUGUGGGAAUUUAUGCAAAAAGGACCUCAGAAUAGCUGCUCAUCCUCAAAAUAGAAACAGGAAGUGUGGGAGGGAGAUGAGUACUGCACUCUGUUGACAGGCAACUUAUACAAUUCUUUCAGGAUUUUCUCUGAUUUUAAAAACAAAAUACUUCUACCUAGCUUAAAACAAUCUUUUAAAAACUUUGUGUGUGCAUGUAUAUUUGGGUAUACAUGUAUGCAUGUGUGUGGUGUAUGCACAUGUAUGUACAGGAGCCAGAAGCCAAAGUCAGGCACCCUUUUCUAUUGCUCUCCACUCUAUUCUGUUAAGAAAAGGUCUCUCAUUGAACCUGGAGCUAGGCUAGUGGGCAGCAAGCCAGUGAUGGAUCCUCCUGUCCCUGUCCCCCACUCCCCCACUGCUAGGGAUCUAUUUGCUCAUGUUCAACUUUUUACAAGGAUGUGGAGAACGCAAACUCGGGUCCUCAUGCUUGCACAACAAGCAUGCUCGCUUGCUAAGCAUGUUCUUAAUAUGUUUUACAAUGAAAGACACUGCUCGGGGAUUUCACCUCCAUGAAUGAUCAGUUCUGUUUGAACCUUGUUUGUCAAUCACAUAUCAUUUAUGCUCUUAUUCCUGCUUAGUACAUAUGUGUAUCUCCUCAAAUAAAUACGUUCCAGUAUU